Bactrocera oleae (olive fruit fly) is the source of this 1493-nucleotide messenger RNA. It is a transcript of the gene CSN5, whose product is annotated as COP9 signalosome subunit 5. NCBI's taxonomy places the organism in Eukaryota, Metazoa, Arthropoda, Insecta, Diptera, Tephritidae. The record is from RefSeq and is a predicted model, not a curated record. Gene Ontology annotation, biological process: protein deneddylation. Gene Ontology annotation, cellular component: cytoplasm; COP9 signalosome. Gene Ontology annotation, molecular function: deNEDDylase activity; metallopeptidase activity; protein binding.
CUUAAAAAUCUGGUGUUGGCUAUAGCAGAGAAUUACAGAAUAUUCAAUACAAAAUAAGUCAGCGAGACAUAGCUGCUAACAAUUCUGUAUUCUCCAUUUUGCUUUCUUUUGAAUUGUGGCCCAACAACAAAAAUAUCAACUGUUAGCAGCGCCAUCGGUAAGUUUUAUUUCUUGCAUGACAUUGUUUUCCGAACGUAACUUUGAGGUUACAGCUGACAUACAAAUUUUGUUUAUUCUUUGUUGCGGCGAUUUGUAAGAAAAUUGUGGAAAUUUGUGUUGUAAAAUAUAACAAUAAGAAAGAAAAUAUGGAUGCAGAGACUUCACGCAAAACUUGGGAGCUGGAAAAUAAUGUAAAAACUUUGCCAGCUUGCGAUGAAAUAUUUCGGUACGAUGCAGAACAGCAAAGACAGAUUCUCGAUGCAAAGCCAUGGGAAAAGGAUCCACACUAUUUUAAGGACAUAAAGAUUUCAGCUUUGUCCUUGCUUAAGAUGGUAAUGCAUGCCCGCUCAGGUGGAACACUAGAGAUUAUGGGUCUGCUUCUUGGUAAAGUUGAAGAUAACACAAUGAUUGUCAUGGAUGCUUUUGCCUUGCCAGUUGAAGGCACUGAGACUCGUGUUAAUGCCCAAUCUCAGGCUUAUGAGUAUAUGUCUGCUUAUAUUGUUGCAGCAAAAGAAGUAGGUAGAUUGGAAAAUGCAAUUGGGUGGUACCAUAGUCAUCCCGGUUAUGGAUGUUGGUUAUCAGGAAUUGAUGUGUCAACACAAAUGCUUAAUCAGAACUAUCAAGAACCAUUUGUUGCCAUUGUAGUAGAUCCAGUACGUACAGUGUCAGCAGGCAAAGUUUGCUUGGGAGCUUUUCGUACAUAUCCAAAAGGGUAUAAGCCACCGAAUGAAGAGCCUUCUGAAUAUCAGACCAUACCUUUAAAUAAAAUCGACGAUUUCGGCGUACACUGUAAACAAUAUUAUCCACUUGAAGUGACUUAUUUCAAGUCCGCUUUGGAUAGAAAGCUAUUAGAUUCGUUAUGGAACAAAUAUUGGGUGAACACACUGGGUAGUUCAGGCUUACUUACUAAUACAGAUUAUACAACUGGACAAAUUUUCGAUUUGUCAGAGAAGCUUGAACAGAGCGAAUCGAGUUUAGUGCGUGGACCAUUUGUGGUUACAGGCGCUGAAGGUAGCGAAAAGCGUACAGAGGAUAAACUAUCGAAGGCCACUCGUGAUUGUAGUCGCGCAUCUAUAGAGCUAAUUCACGGUUUAAUGGCACAAAUUGCUAAGGACAAACUGUUUAACAAAGUUGGACUUGGGAAAUAAGUUGGAAGAACCAGUUAAUGAAUAAUUUAUGAACUGCAAUUUUCAAAUAAUCAAUAAUAAAAUACAUGAAAUGAAAUAAUAUUCUUUCGUUGCCAAAUAUCAAAAAGAAAUUAAAAAUAGUCUAACGAGUUACUGGAAUGCAUGCAAAUAAACAGAGAAUGACAUUGUUUUAAUGUAUAUACCAUA